UCCGAACGUAACACUAUUUUUUUGUCCGAGCCUAUUAUCACUAUAAAAACGUAACGCUAUGUCUGAAACUAGUACACCUUAUACUCCAGCUUCCACCUCCACUACUGUUGCUGGAAAUGAGACGCUUAUAGAUUUCUUGCGUGGGGAAAAGGACUUAGGUCUUGACGACGAUGACUUAGAAAUAAUUCGCAAAGAAAAAGUUAAUGGCCGUGCCUUCCUCAAGACGAGUAAGGAAGAGUUCCAGGGUUUAGGUUUGGGAUUUGGACCUGCAAAAAAUCUUGCGGACUUCGCCAAGGAGUGUAAGGAGAAAAAGAAGCAAAAAUACGGCAUUAAGAGUAGUAGUAUAACGAGCAUCCCCCAGUUCACACCAGUCCCCCACUCAAUCGAUGAAAAAUCUCCAGAGUUUAAGCUCUGCAUUGAUGACAUUCUUCGUAGGAUAAAAAACAUGGGGCCAGUCGUAGAUAGUAAUGAGGCUAUGCGUUGUGAAUACAUUUCUACAAUCCUUCAUACUGCUGUCAGCAUCCUCGGAGGAUUGGUAAUCUUUCCUCAGAUGAAUGUAUCUGGUGAAGAAAGUUCCGGCCGUGUAGAUUAUGCGAUCAAGAAAAUACUGGAUGAUUUGCUCGAAGAAAUAAUAUGCAUAACCGAAGGAAAGCAAAACCAGCCAGGGAAAGGAGUGGCUCAGAACCUUAUGCAAUGUCGAAGUUCGUGCGAAAUGAACUUAGAUACGCUCAAGAAAAAGCGUACGGCUGUUGAAGCAUUCGAGGAGUAUGAAUAUGUCUAUGGUAUCGUCACAACAGCCACGGACUGGUAUUUCAUUCUACAUAGCACCGAGGCUAUCUAUUGUACGAGCAAGACUGAGUAUCGCAUCUCUCUGACUGAAGACGCACUCAAGGACUCAACCGACUUGCGCAAGAAUGUGAAGAGGAUUUUAGGGGUUAUAGUGGGUUUGUUAAAAGAUAGGGUAUCAGCUAGUGAAGAACCUGCAAAUAAGAAGCGCCGUGUAGAAGAGAUAAUCAAGAAAAAAUAAUUGUAUAGGACACUAGCAUAGACGUCAUGUAUCACGGGCUACGUCCCGAAACUUUGUAUUUAUUUUU
Rhizophagus irregularis DAOM 181602=DAOM 197198 is the source of this 1094-nucleotide messenger RNA. The record is from RefSeq and is a predicted model, not a curated record. Lineage: Eukaryota; Fungi; Glomeromycota; Glomeromycetes; Glomerales; Glomeraceae.